GGCGCGCGCUGCUGGUUGACGUCACACCACGAAAACGAAACUGAAGAGUCGGGGUUUCCAGGAAACUCCAAAACCCGGCCUGUUGUCUUGCUGUGCCCCUUGACAGUAUAUUUAAGAAACCUCCAGCUGGGUGUUGAGCUUGUCUUGUAGCUUCAGGUUCCGUCAACACGCUAACAGGAGACACAUUUGUGACUUUUGUACCUUGAAGACGAACGUGCUCACCGGCUAGCAGUCUUCUCUGCAGGAAAAUGGCACAUCCCAGACCCCUGCUAAUUCCAUGGCUGCGAGAGAAGGUUGACAGUGGCACCUAUCCAGGUGUCCAGUGGACCAACCAGGAGAAAACAGAGUUCUCCAUCCCAUGGAAACAUGCCCUGAGGCAGGACUCCUCUGGCUCAGACAUACUUAUCUUUAAGGCCUGGGCUGAGGCGAGUGGCAAUGGUCGGGUUCAGGGAGACUCCUCAGUCUGGAAGAGAAACUUCCGCAGCGCCCUGAGAGCAAAAGGCUUCAAACUGGUGACGGAUAACAAGAAUGAUGCAGCUAACCCUCACAAAGUCUUUCACUGGCCAGCAGAGGCAAAAUCAGGAGCAAACUCUUCUGCUGGAGCCCAGGAGCAAGAGGAUGCCAUAUUUUUCAAUGAUUUCAAUGCACCACACAAUCAUGUCCCAGACCUCGAUGAAGCACUCUUCCUUACACCUGAAAAUAUGACGGCAGCAGAUUACCCAGAAAACCAUGAUAUUCUCCAGGAGUGUCUGAAAGAUCUGAACAUCAGCCCUCAAUCAGAGGGCACCACAGGCUUCGAGCCUCUGUCUGAGCAACAACAGCUGCAGGAUCAGUUUGUGAUUGGUGGGCACCCGUUGCCUGGGCAACAGCAGGAUCCAGUAAUAUUUGAGGGUGCAUUCUGUGAAACUGGGUUGCCUGAGCAACCAGCGCGUGUGGUGGUUGGGGCUGUGGGAGGGGAUGGUGAUGAUUGGCAGUACGCAGCACAGUUCCUCAACACAGUGAACAAGACUAGAGAUGGAGAUAGUUUCAAGACUCAUUUCCGUAUAACCGUGUACUACAGAGGGGUGGAGGUUGCUAAGCAGCAGGUGGACACAGAAGCUGGAUUUCGUCUGGUCUACAGGCCUGAUCUCGUCAGCGCAGCUGUGGACCCUAAGACGGGCCUUUCUUUGGUCUCUCUGCCACAACCCAAAGGCAUUCUGGAUCAAACCCAAGCUAGGCUGACCCAAAGGAUUCUGGACAUGCUGGGGGACGGACUGGAGGUGAGGGUGUCUGCCAACGUGGUGUGGGGCCAGCGCCACGGCGAAACCAAAGUGUUCUGGAGCUUCUGCAGGUCUGAUAACAGCAGAAAGCCACAAGAGAUUUCUAAACGGAACCCUGUCCAACUUUACCUGUUCCGAGACUUCAUCCAAGGAAUCAUUUAUUUCAGUAAUGGCAGGGGCAGCCCUCCUUGCAGCUUGUUCUUCUGUCUUGGGGAGAAGUGGCCGGACCCAGAUAACAGACCAUGGGACAAAAAGCUAAUCACAGUCGAGGUGGUCCUGAUUUCCAUGGAGCUUCUGAAGACCAUAGCUGUUGAAGGUGGCGCCUCCUCCCUGAAGUCUGUGGAUCUGCAGAUAUCGCUGGAGGAGAUGAUGGACCUGUGCUGAUGUUAGUGUGAACUGAACAUCUCAAGUAAAACUGGUAACUGCUCUAGUCAUGGGGUUAACAUAAUUAUGUGUUCUGUUCUAUCUUCUAAACAACGUCAUGGCUUAAUUCUUUGCUUGGAUGUGUGAUUUGUGUCUGUUUACAUUUAAAGAUAAUACAAUAAAAUGCAACAAACUCGUUGUUCCAUUUUUUUAAUUGAUGAUUUAUUUUGCCCUAUUUACUCAAACUAAAAUGGAACUAUUGUGUAUGAAUACACAUAGUCCCCUGUAAAGACGAAUAAUGUCAUUUGAUAACUUGGGAGAAUUCGAGCUUUGUAGACUUUAUUGAAACAUUGCAACAAUAAUCAAACUUAUUUCUUCUCAGGAAAAACUACUUAACUUCACGUUUAACUCGUAGCAGUGUGAAAGCUGCUCUACAUGGUUGGUUUCAGUCAGAAUUUGACUCACUGUCAUGUUACGGCUGUUCUUUUUGUUUUUUAAGGAAUGUCCUUCACUGACACACUUAAAUGUUUACAAAACCAAUAAAUCAGGUAAACAGUU
Messenger RNA from Nothobranchius furzeri (turquoise killifish), 2180 nucleotides. It is a transcript of the gene irf3, whose product is annotated as interferon regulatory factor 3. The record is from RefSeq and is a predicted model, not a curated record. NCBI's taxonomy places the organism in Eukaryota, Metazoa, Chordata, Actinopteri, Cyprinodontiformes, Nothobranchiidae. Gene Ontology annotation, molecular function: DNA-binding transcription factor activity, RNA polymerase II-specific; RNA polymerase II cis-regulatory region sequence-specific DNA binding; protein binding. Gene Ontology annotation, cellular component: nucleus. Gene Ontology annotation, biological process: immune system process; regulation of transcription by RNA polymerase II.